UGUUUCUGUAUGUACCUUUGAAAUACGUCCGUGAAGAAGCGUCAGUGCCAGUUACAUGCAAUGACGUAGUGUUUGGGCUUUUGACAGGAGUUUAGAAGUUAGCCAAAACUAAAGAACUUCGGUUCAACUUCGUCUUCGAACUUCGAAGCGUGAACCGGUUUCGUAUAGCGCCCUCAUGGACGUGUUAACGACCAGGCCUAUAUAUACACAUAUCUGACAAUCAUUGGCAUUUCUCAUCAAGCGAAAGCGUGGCCGAGGUAGUUCAUGUGCCCCCAGCCAUGCCCUGGCCCCCAGCCAUGCCCCCCCCCCCCCCCACAAGUCAUUGCAAGUGAAUGCCAUGCCGCUCAAGUUGGAGAAGAGCACAAGUUGGGUGACACCAUGGACGAAACAGAUCAAUCUGAAACGUGCGGUUUGUCAUUGUCACCAUCAACAACAAUGUCACCGCUGACUCAGUCAGACAAGUACGCCCUCGCUUUUCAGCUCGUGGCGCAACUGACUAGUCUUGUCGACGGAACGAUCUUCGCUAAAAGAGUGGCAGUGCUGAGGAACAUCAAAGAGGCUUGGGAGAAGAAUAAGGAGGUUACCAUAGUAACAGAGGAAGACAAGUUUGUUUGUGGUGACCAACUGAACUUGGCUAUCUCUGACAUGUUUGAGAGUGUACAGAAUCCACAACUUGGGCCAGAUGAUUCCAACGUGGGCAGCAGCACAGAGAAGCAAGCCACUUUCCAAGCAGUAGGCUCACCAGCUCCUGUGGAUGUUGUCGUCAAACAAGAAAUGCCACAGCCUGGGAUGCCAAGGAUCGAGCAAGUUGUAAGUUAUGGCCUGCCGGCAUUGGAAACCUCAGAAGACUCUGGCCAAGCAUCAUCAUUUAUGGAUGAAAGCGGAUGUUCCGUCGCAGGGAGCAUGGAGGAAGAGCAUCCAAGCAUGGACGAUGAAGACCUUCCGACAAUAAAUGGUGACACUCUGGGGAUCCCGCAACCUGAAUGCCUUAGAAGCCGUCUAGACACGGAGCGCUUGUUUGAAGAGCUGGGGAAUAACAGAGCACAGGUGAAGCUAGAGAAAUUGAGCCUUACUGGGCCUCUGCAACUAAGCAACCGUGACCUGUCACCAAGAGAUCAAUGUGGUUUUGUCGCUGGGCAGGAGAAUAACUCUCAUGAUAUGAGGCCGUUUGAGGAUGACCCAAAUCAGGAGGAGGAAGACAGUCCAUUAGGAGGAAAGAUGAUAAAACCAAAGCGACCCUGCCCAUACUGUGGAAUAUUUCAAAGCCAACUGAAGCGCCACAUUGUCAAAAAACAUAAGAACAAAGUGAAAGCUAUUCAAGAUCUGCCAAAACAGAAACAAAAAGCAGAAUUCAGGAAGCUAAGACUGGAUGGCAUUUACCUGCACAACAAGGAAGUACUACAAAGUCCCAACAACGAAGACAAGCUCCUUCGGGAGAGGAAGUCCAAGCGCCCAUCCUCAACCGUGAUGUGUACCAACUGCCAUGGUUUCUACAGCCCCAGAUACUUCUGGAGUCACAAACCUCAGUGCACUGAGGAGUCCUCAGUACGCCCCAAAGCAGUGCCCACUUCUUUGCUCCAGCCUGUUCCUGGUCUGGUGAGGGAUGCUUUCGAGGCUGACAUACUGAGCGGUUUGAGAGCUGAUGACAUUGGCAAUAUCUGCAAAAGUGACGCCAUUAUUCGCACGGUAGGCCAACGCCUGUAUGAAAAAAGGAAGAGCAAGCAAGAUGACUUGAAUGGAGGUCAGAGUAAUUCAGUUAGAGCUGACAUGAGAAGGCUGGCUUCUCUCUACCUGAUCUUUUGCCGAAAAAAUGCAAAAAGUGGGAGCCCGAUAACAGAAACCGGAACAGCAGCCGACAUGCUGAAUCGGCAGGGAUUUGAGGUUCUUCGUGACACAAUCACCUCAUACACCUCUACAACCAAAGAUUUGACCACUACGGCCAAAGACACAACCACUACAUCUCCGGAUCCAUCUGGCCUAAAAGCAGGACUGAAAAAUGUCCUCUUUUACUUGCUGAUGACAACGGCGAAGAUCAUCAGAGGCGCUUACCUCCUCCAAGGCAAAGACAAACUGGCUAAAGAAGUGGAACACUUCGUGCAGGCUUUAGACCUCAAUCGUCAAAUGAUCUUCGGAGAUGCCACCUACCAUCCACAAAGGCCUGUAGAUGAUGAGAUCAUGGAUGUACAGUAGUUCAUCUUUGAAAUUCAUGUCUCUGAAUACCGUUGCCAUAUUAACUGGAAAGUAGCUGGGACACUCAUGAGACUAAUCUAUGAAGGGCAUAAAAACUCAUAACCCCAUCGGUGUAAUGAAAGCUGUCUUUGAUCAGUCUUUCUCUGCCACCCCAACUUGUAGAUAGUCGAAAUAACUGAUGUUAUGUUGAUGCACAAGUAAAAAGUAAGCUUUGCUUAGAGCUUCUUCGAUCCAUGGUAGAGGGUAGACAUCGUGGAUGAUUCUGGAGUUCAGCUUCCUAUAGUUAAUGGAAAGUCUGAUGCUGUCCUCCUUCUUCCUCAUAAACACUAUUGGUGAAGCGAACAGGCUCUGGCUUUGCUUGAUUACGCUGACUCUUCCAAGUCUUUAAUGUGCUCUAUCCUGGAACUCCUCUAGUGGGAUUUGUCGGUACAGCAUAUACGGAAUUAGGGAGUUGGGUCUCUUAUAGGGGAAUCUUAUGUUGUGUAGUAGUUGCCCCAUAGAAUGAUUCUAGAAGAUAUCAGCAUUUUGCUUCAGCAAGUUUUUCAUAGCUUUCUGUGGGGAUGUCAGGUUGGCAUCACUGAGUUUAAAAUCUGGUAUCGAAUUCCCCUGGACACCUCUUGCUCACAGACUGUUGCCACACUGGAGCUGGAAAUUGUGGGGUCUCGGCCAACCUCUUGGACACAGGACAAUAUAUGCUGCGAUGACUUCAUUCUGUCUAAAUGGUUAUACCACUUGCUGGCACAGUUUGCACAGCCUGGUGGGAGCUUGUCUGUUUUAACUAGCGUCAUCAACCCUACAGCAAGCCGUCUGUCAGAAUCACCUUGUGCCAGUGUCGUGAUGGUAUGACGUUGCCUAGAGUGAGGUGCCUUUGCAAAGAUGGUCAUACCAGGACGAAGUUUCAUCCGUCUUCUUCCUAAAUAGCUCCGUUCCUCCGAGCAAGGUAAUGCCAUCAGUAUUGACGCAUUGCAGACAUGACUGCCGUGUAUCAGACAGAUUCUGAGCCUAGACAUCCCCUGCCGUACUCGUCAUAUACAUGGUGUUCCUGUUUCACCUUGCUCCUUGUCUGCUUGUCGGAACUCCUCAGCAGUGACUCACAGUUCCUUCCGUAGUUCCUUGAAAGUCAUAUGCCGCCAGGUUGCAUUGGUGCAAGCUGCUGCCUCACUGUAUUAUCAUGGAAACCAGCUAUGAAUUGGGUAGUACCAGGAAGAUCCCCAUCUUCAUCCAAAGAUCCAUGACCACCUUGUUUUUUUUCACAGGCUCCGGCAUGCCCUAGCAGAACCUCUUAGAUAGAGUGAUCACGUACUCUCCAGCACGUUUUCUCUGUUUCCUGGCAAAGAAUGAUACAAUGGGAGCUGAUUUACCCACAUACAUGUACAUCUUCCCCAAACUCCUCUUGUAAUUCUGCAAUCACUUCCUCUAGCUGCUGUUACUUCCCCACGACUCGCCACAGUAUGGAUAACGUCACGUGUCUCAACUUUUUGUUAUGCCUGACAACUUCAUAGGACGUGACUCUCUCUGGCUGAGGACCUGUGGCCUGUAGUAGAUACCACAUUAUUAUGGGCCGGCAUUGAAGUCCUUGACUUUCAGUCCAUAUGUUUCUUGAAAUUUGACCCACUGAACAACGGUACGUGUCCAUCAGCUGAUGUGCGGUAUAUGUACGUGCGUGGAAUGUGGCCCUCUUCGACGAUGUGUGGUAAUCAUGCGGGAUCUACCAGAUGUGCAGGGCCUGUAGAGAAAGUAGGCCCUGCUGGUCCCUGCUGACUGUGGUUGAUCACGUACCGUUCACACGGACCCCUGCCAUCCUAACACUGUUUUGGGGGCAUGCAUGCACAAGGGUGCUUGAAAUAGAUUUUGUGGACUUACAUGGUAUCCCUCAAGCUCAAGGAUCAAGGUCAAGCUGAUUGGACAAGGUUGGGUUUCUGCAAUCCUGCACUUUUCAAGUUCUCCCAAUAAAGAACACUGUACAUGCGUUGGUUUGUUGUAAACGAAUGGGGAAGACUUUUGGGCAGGAAAAUUGCCCAAGCUAGCAUGAGUAGAAAAUGAUAUUAUGGCUAAUUUCCAAAAAAAGAAAAUAAAUCAUCCUGGGUUUUGGCACCCCAAAAAAAGAAGGAAACCUGGAAAAAUUGUCACAUAAAUUUACAAUUUUAAGGCCUGGUUCAGAAUGAAAAAGUCGCAAUUUACUAAGGAUUUAAAUUAAAAAGUCAGGGUUGCCCACAAUUAAAGCAGACUGUGCAUUCUAAAGCCUAUUUAUAGGCCUAUACCUUCAAAUUCUACGUUGUAUUUUUAAAAGA
Patiria miniata (bat star) is the source of this 4481-nucleotide messenger RNA. RefSeq lists its product as uncharacterized. The transcript is spliced from 9 exons. Bases 265 to 2190 code for a protein of 641 amino acids. NCBI's taxonomy places the organism in Eukaryota, Metazoa, Echinodermata, Asteroidea, Valvatida, Asterinidae. The record is from RefSeq and is a predicted model, not a curated record.